Molecule: messenger RNA, 1032 nt
Organism: Aphidius gifuensis
Lineage: Eukaryota; Metazoa; Arthropoda; Insecta; Hymenoptera; Braconidae
Product: phytanoyl-CoA dioxygenase, peroxisomal-like
Exons: 6
Coding region: 73-1032 (319 amino acids)
Biological process (GO): fatty acid alpha-oxidation
Molecular function (GO): phytanoyl-CoA dioxygenase activity
Source: RefSeq, a predicted model, not a curated record
UUUACAAUUGUGCAAAAUAUCAAUAUAAAAAUAUUGUCGUUAAUAAUUUAAAGUAUUUACGUAUAAUUUUUAAUGAAAUUGAAAUUAAGAAAUUUUUUUUUCUAUAUUUCUACAUUUAAACAUUCAUCAAAUAUAAAGAAAAAAAUAAAGAUAUCAAGCAUGAAUGGUGAACUAAUUUUAACAAAAAACAAUGGAAAAUUAACAAUUGAUCAGAGAAAAUUUUACGAAAAUAAUGGCUACCUUGUAAUUCCAAAAUUAAUAUCUCAAAAAUUAUUAGACGACUGCAGUCAAAGAUUUGAUGAUUAUGCUGAUGGAAAAAUUGAAAAAGGCUCGAUCACUGUGAUGCGUGAUAUCGCUGAUAAAAAAUUAGUCAACAAAAUUCAAGAUAUAAAUCAUGAUGUUGUAUUCCGUCGGUAUAUUGAGAAUAAAAAUAUUCUUGACAUUGUUGAGAGUGUAAUUGGAAAAAAUAUAAUGGCCGUUCAUAAUAUGCUCAUUUCAAAACCACCAGAUGCCGGACAAAAUAGUAGCAGACAUCCACCACAUCAGGAUUUGUAUUAUUUUCCUUUUCGUCCUGCUAAUAAUAUCGUAGCUACGUGGACAGCGAUCGAACCUUGUAAUGUUGAAAAUGGAUGUUUAUUUGUAUCACCUGGUUCACAUCGUCUCAAUAAACUAUAUCCUCAUGGUUAUCCAAAAAAUGCAAUCGUUAAUAAAUUCUAUCAUGGUAUUCAAGAUUUACCAAGUUCAAUGAUUUGGAUUGAUCUUGAGAUGAAACCAGGUGACACAGUGUUUUUUCAUCCUCUCUUGAUACAUGGCUCAGGUGUUAAUAAAUCUUCAAGAACAAGAAAGGCAAUUUCAUGUCACUACGCAGCUUCUGAGUGUAGCUAUAUUGAUGUAAAGGGAACAUUUCAGGAAAAUAUUGAGAAAGAAAUAUUAGAUUUGAUGGCAAAAAGAUAUCCAGGUGUUGAUAUCAAAUAUCAAGAUGUCUGGAAAUUUAAAUCAUCUCUGGUUCGAGGUCUUCGGUCAAAUCUUUAA